AUGCCCAAACACCACCAUAACCCCCGAAUUCCCAUUUUUCCCCCCAGGAAAACCGUGGUGUGUCCCAUCAUCGACGUGAUCAGCGACGACACCUUCGAGUACAUGGCGGGCUCGGACAUGACCUACGGGGGCUUCAACUGGAAGCUGAAUUUCCGCUGGUAUCCCGUGCCCCAGAGGGAGAUGGAUCGCAGGAAAGGGGACAGGACCCUGCCCGUCAGGACCCCAACUAUGGCUGGUGGCCUGUUUUCUAUUGACAGGAACUACUUUGAAGAGAUAGGAACUUACGAUGCAGGAAUGGAUAUCUGGGGUGGCGAGAAUCUUGAAAUGUCCUUUAGGAAUUCCUGGGUGGUGAAGGUGGAUUAUGGAGAUGUUUCCGUCAGGAAAGCCCUGCGGGAGAGCCUGGGGUGCAAACCCUUCUCCUGGUACCUGGAGAACGUCUACCCCGACUCGCAGAUCCCGCGGCGCUACUACUCCCUGGGAGAGAUCAGGAAUGUUGAAACCAACCAAUGCUUGGACAACAUGGGCCGCAAGGAGAAUGAAAAAGUGGGAUUUUUCAACUGCCACGGCAUGGGAGGGAACCAGAUUUUCGUGUGA
This is a messenger RNA of Sturnus vulgaris (Common starling), 594 nucleotides long. Lineage: Eukaryota; Metazoa; Chordata; Aves; Passeriformes; Sturnidae. The record is from RefSeq and is a predicted model, not a curated record.